ACUCUGAGUGCGGAAGUGCAGCCAAACCUCUGAGCUCCCUUCCACUUUGUGCCGCUGGACGUUAAUAUAAAGUCAAUGUCGCUUAGUGGAAGCUGUACAAGUUUAAUACUGCUGGUUAAAUAAACGAAAGGUUGUUCACCUGCAGCACCUGAUCAACUGCUGAUAGUGUAGCUGCUAAGUCGAAAGACACAAUGUCCUGAUGGAGAAUAUCCGAUCACGUCUGAAAUUGACAGGGAAUAAAGUCGAAGAUGUAAAACUUAGGAAAAGAAAAUCUCAACUUUACGCAAAGGAAGAUGAAUCCCCUCUUAACAACGGUGUGCUGAGAGUUGUUGUGUUUUCUGUGGCGUUCAGGCUGAUCAACUGCUUUCUGGUCCAGACCAGCUUCGUCCCCGAUGAGUACUGGCAGUCUCUGGAGGUCUCCCAUCAUAUGGUCUUCAAUUAUGGGUACCUGACGUGGGAAUGGAAGGCAGGACUAAGAGGAUUCUUCUAUCCACUCUUCUUUGCAUUCAUAUAUAAGACAUUACACUUCAUCAACUACGACUCAGUCUAUCUCCUGAUAUGGCUCCCACGAAUAAUUCAAGCGCUCCUGGCUGCGUUCGCAGACGUGAAAUUCUACUUCCUCAUCCGCACGUUAGAAAGUCGUGAUGUUGCAAAAUGGACGUUCUUCUGCCAUCUGUGCUCGUGGUUCUCUUGGUACUGCUGCACGAGGACUCUGACCAACAGCAUGGAGACCACCAUCACCUCUCUGGCUCUGUUUUACUUUCCCCUGCCCGGGUCCAAAACACACAGCAGCAAAAAGUAUUUGACCCUGGUCGCCCUGGCUGUCAUUGUUCGACCGACAGCCCUCAUUGUCUGGUCUCCUCUGCUGAUGUACCAUUUCUGGCAGGAAGAUAACAAACUGAGACUCAUCACGCAUAACUUCAUUCCUAUAGGAGCUGUGGCUGUUGUGAUUUCAACUGUGAUCGACUGCAUAUUCUAUGAAAAGUGGACCAUGGUGCAGUUCAACUUCCUGAGGUUUAACAUCUUCUAUGGCGUGGCUGAUUUCUACGGCUCUCAUCCCUGGCACUGGUACUUCACUCAGGGGUUUGCUGUCGUGAUCGGCCCUCAUCUUCCACUCUUUCUCCAUGGGUGCACCAUCGCCUUCAAAAGAUACAAGAUUCUGUUGGCAGCAGUCGUCUGGACACUUGUGGUUUACAGUUUGCUUCCUCACAAGGAGUUCAGGUUCAUCUACCCGGUGUUGCCGUUCUGUAUGGUGUUCUGUGGGAUAUCUUUGGCUAACUUGAAAGCGUGGCGACGAGCUGCUGCGUUCGUCUUGUUGGCGAGUAACCUGGUUGCGGCGCUGUACACCGGCCUGAUCCACCAGCGAGGCACUCUGGAUGUCAUGAGCCGUCUCCAGACACUUUGUGACGUCAGCAGCACCUCCACUCCCUCGCGGCCGGACGUCCUGCUCCUCAUGCCCUGCCACUCAACGCCUUUUUACAGCCACGUCCACUGCCCGAUGAAGUUGAGGUUUCUCGAGUGUCCUCCGGAUCUCGGAGAGGAGGGUUACGUCGAUGAAGCGGACAUGUUCUACGACAACCCUCUUCACUGGCUCAGGACUUCAUUUCCAUACAAAUCGUCUCUACCGACCCACCUGGUUCUGUUUGAUGUUUUGGAGAAGGAAAUCUCUGUGUUUUUGCAGGGGAAUCACUUUGUGAGGACGGCAGAGAUAUUUCAUACUCAUUUUCCAGAGGGAAGAGUUGGAGGAAGCAUCUUUAUUUAUGAAAGGCACUGACAAACACUGGAACAAUGGCAAUUUUCUUAAGGAGAAUGUCAUUAAAUGGAUUUGCUACUGAAAUAAAUAGUUUAAACUCAAA
Molecule: messenger RNA, 1856 nt
Organism: Micropterus dolomieu (smallmouth bass)
Lineage: Eukaryota; Metazoa; Chordata; Actinopteri; Centrarchiformes; Centrarchidae
Gene: pigb
Product: phosphatidylinositol glycan anchor biosynthesis, class B
Exons: 13
Coding region: 200-1774 (524 amino acids)
Biological process (GO): GPI anchor biosynthetic process
Cellular component (GO): endoplasmic reticulum membrane
Molecular function (GO): alpha-1,2-mannosyltransferase activity
Source: RefSeq, a predicted model, not a curated record